CACCAUGGGCAUGAUCCGCCGCAGCCUCGCCUUCCCUCCGCGCGCCCGGAACAAAGCGGCGGGCGGGCAGCCGAGCCAAGGGGGGGAGGGGGACCGGAGGGGGACUCGCGCCGCGGCGCCCCCUCGCCCCCGCCUGCCAGUGCGCGGCCCAGGGACUGCGGGGAUGGGGGCGGGCAACCUAAAAAGUUCUGAUCCGGGGAGGCUCGGGCGGGCUCCUGGGCAUCCUCCGGGGCAGGUGCAGCCUCGGGCGGCAGCGAGCGGGACAAGACCGCCUCCCGCCCCCUCCCUGCCCGGCAGGAAGCGACUGCCCCGAACAGGCCGCGUCCGCACGCAGCCGGGCUUCGGGCGCCGCUGCCCUGGGGCCAGAAACUAAACACCAAGUGCCCUUGGCUGCAGUGGGGCUGCCGGGCUUUCUUUGUGCAGGGUAGCGAUGGGACCCCUCGCCUGGCUUUUUCUUGGGGUAAGGGGGUGGGGGCUAUCACGAGGAGCUGCGCGACGACCGAAUGAACUCCGGCACCCGCGAUGCGGCCGGCCAGCGAAGGAAACCUCCAGAUGCCAGGGCCGGCUGCCCUGAGUCCCGCCUGGGUCUCCCACUCAGCGACUCUCCCCCUUCCGGUCUGCAAGCGAAGAAAUGUUCUUCCUCUCUGGGUCGGGUCUUUUUUAAAAUCUCCGUCCUCUGGUCACCAGCAGGUCCCUUGCUCUGUCUGGCCAGCGCGCUGUGCUCAGAGGCGGGCUCCCCGUGGGCGCACGUUUGCGGCCGACCUUUCCGCGCGGGCUCCCGGGUCGUCUGCGUCUGGCCUCGCCAUUCAGGAGGCCCGUCGGGCCGACGGCGCGGUCACUCGGACGGCGUUACGGGACGAGCCUUGGCCCGGGACUGGGGACGACUGGGCGGCAGCUGGCGGGCGCGAGGGGCAGGCUGCGCAGAGGCGGGUGCACCCGGCAGGGCGCACCGCGCGGGGCGCGCAGAACUCGGCUCGCGGUGCCUUCAACACCAUGGACAGGUCGCGCGAUUGGGGCUCACCGCCAGCUGGACAGCCAGCCCCCGGGGCGUCAUGCCGAUCUCCCCAGCGCCCUCUUCUUCUUCAGUAUCCACCCGACAGGUUCCAGACCCGCCUCUCCCGCGACGCCUCUGCCUCACUUCAUCUGGCUCCCAAGUAGCCCCGGGAACGUGCUGCCCAGGUGCAAAGAAAAUGCUGCAGGCACCGAGGAAAACAGCGGCCCCGGCCCUUCAAAACAAUCCGCCCCCUUCUCCCGCCACCCGAACCCGGCACUGUAGCUGUCUGCUCUGCCCAACUGGAGUCAGCCGCUCUCAGACUGCACCAUUUUCUUCUCAGCCCACCCGAGGCGCCGGCUCACUCGGCAGCGUGCAGAGAAUCCCGUCCCGGUCUCAACGUCCCACGAUCAGGCUCCCGGCGCGCGGUGGCAGACGAGGCAUUGGCCUCCUGCGCCGAGGACUCAGGGUCUAUGUGGACAGCAUCUUGUUCUACUCCCUGACCUGACGUAUCAUGAGUCUGGAGCCUGUAAAUCCAUGAUCACCAGCUACAUCAUCUGU
Zalophus californianus (California sea lion) is the source of this 1552-nucleotide messenger RNA. RefSeq lists its product as uncharacterized. The transcript is spliced from 2 exons. The record is from RefSeq and is a predicted model, not a curated record. The coding region runs from base 504 to 1499 and encodes 331 amino acids. NCBI's taxonomy places the organism in Eukaryota, Metazoa, Chordata, Mammalia, Carnivora, Otariidae.